AUGCUCUCUUUGGAAGCAGCAAACUUGAUCUCAUCCAAAUCAUCCUCAGAAUCACUAUCGAGCUCAAUGAAUUCGGCCUUCUUCUGCUCGACAGUUUCGAGGUGGGGCUCGGAUUUGGGAGACGUGUUUGGAGUGUUUCCAAUUGCUUCUGAAAAAGUCUCUUCGUCAGACUCCAUAAAUUCGUCCACCAAUUUUUGUGGAUCAAAUUUAGAUGCAUCGUGUUUCUUGAUUGAAAAGGCCGAUUUUUUGAUGAGUUCGUUCUGCUUCACAACCUCAACGAGAGGGUUCACCGACUUUGUAGGCUUGGAUUCGCUUUGA
Messenger RNA from Ogataea philodendri, 318 nucleotides. RefSeq lists its product as uncharacterized. The record is from RefSeq and is a predicted model, not a curated record. The transcript has a single exon. NCBI's taxonomy places the organism in Eukaryota, Fungi, Ascomycota, Pichiomycetes, Pichiales, Pichiaceae. The coding region runs from base 1 to 318 and encodes 105 amino acids.